This is a messenger RNA of Xiphias gladius (swordfish), 3237 nucleotides long. RefSeq names its product zinc finger protein 585A-like. NCBI's taxonomy places the organism in Eukaryota, Metazoa, Chordata, Actinopteri, Istiophoriformes, Xiphiidae. The record is from RefSeq and is a predicted model, not a curated record. The coding region runs from base 123 to 3050 and encodes 975 amino acids. The transcript is spliced from 7 exons. Gene Ontology annotation, cellular component: nucleus.
CAAGAGAAGUCGGAUGCGUCGGACGAGGCUGCCAUGUUCCACGGUCAGCCGUUUUCCUAUGGCAGCAAUGUUAGCAAACAGCAAAUCCUCGCGGCUAAAGUGACUAUGUCUGUACCGCCACAAUGAGCAAGAUGUUAAUGGACCAUGGUUCCCUUCCCCUCUCCUCUCUCCGCCUCAUCGUCCCCCCCGUGCAGCUCGUGUCUGCGGCUCUGUGGGAGAUAGUGAAGCAGGGAGCUGUGAUGUACUAUGGUCUGCUGGAGGAGUUUAUCACCUCGGUGCUGGAAACAGUCCCCGAGCUGCUCACUUACUCAGAAGAAGUCCAACUAGUCGUGGGCUUACGCGCAAGGGUGGUGCUAGAGUUGUGCCGCAGUGAUGAUUUCACCAGCCCACAGGCCGUCCAGCUUCAUCUGAGCAGAUUAAACACCUACAUCACAAAACAGGAUGAAGAAACUUCCAGUACUGAGGUAAAAGCAUCAGUGACUAACUUCUUGAAGCUUGUUCAAACACUAGUGGAUGAUCAAUGCCAGAGGGAUAUCUUUUAUCAGAAAAUCUUCCCAACAGUUUUUGGCCCCAAAUAUGACUCCGCCCUGGAGGCUCUAAUGAGAAAAUUCCUCUUCAAUCUUCAGAAGCUGCUGCCUGUUCCAAACCUCGAACAAACUUCCCUUUGGCUCAGUCUCUCCCCUUCUGUCUUGAAAGAGUGUGUAGACUUCAUGAAUAAACCUGAGCCCUUGAAUACGCUUAUUCAGCAUCACAAGCAUCAUGGGCAUGAAGUUCCACAAGCUCUGUCUUCCACUUGUAAUGACUGCAUCCUUUCCAGCCUGUCCUAUCACCUACCAAGGGUCAACUAUGAUGAAGGAGAGAACGGUGUCAAAGCUGGAUCCAUGUGUAUCAGUGAGGACUGGCACAGAGACAACUCGCUUGGGAGUCAGUCUCAAAAGAAUAAAGAAGAAAACUUCGAGGAGAGAAAUUCAGAAGUGGCAAGGAAUGUGGAAAGAAAUGGCCAGCAGCAUGCUGAUGAUCUGACUGAAGACCAAGGAGCCUCUGUUGAAGUAAUACUUGAACCUUUUGAUGAAAGUGAGUCUAAUGAUGAUGAUGACGACAUGGGAAAAAAAUGGUUUCACCAUUUAAAAACUCACAAUAGGACGUCCUCGAAAACUUUCAAGUGUCUUGUGUGUGGCCAGGAUUUUGGUUCCAUUAGCAAACUAAAAAGGCACAGGAUUACUCAAAGUGGUUGUUUGAUGAACAGACUGGGUCGUUCAGAUUCUGCUAGCCAAAGUAGAUUUUUUGAAAGGAUUAACUUGCAUCCGAAACCUAAGAUAAAUGCCCGUAGGAAUGAGAAUGAGCUGCAAUUGGCAGGGGUCUUAACACGUAACUUUGAGCCGUCUAAUGAUGACUGUAGUCUUGUUUGUCCUGCUUGCGGCAAGGUUUUCACUUACCCAAAGAAUUUUGACAAACACCAGAGGAUUUGCUUGGUCAGCAGUAAACGAAAGAUACAGGUAAGCCCACAGUGUUCUACAAGCUUAGCACAUCCCUCCAAAUCAAGCCCUGUUGAUAAGACCAAAGUGGCUUUGCUUUGUGAAACUGAAACUGAGCCUUCAAAUGUUGCACCCCGGGAGUCAAUGUCGUCUGACUCGUGUAAAAGAAGCAGCCGUGUCAAAAAAUGCUCUGCAUGCGGGAAAAUAUUCACUCGUUCUGCUGACUUGACGAAGCACAUGAGAUGCCACAUUGAACAGAGUCCUUAUCUUUGCUCAUAUUGUGGUAAAGACUUUGACAACUAUGAAGACUGCGAGGCACACAAGAAAGGUCAAUGCAGGAUUUCAAACCAACACUCACAAGCAAAGAGUGCAUUCACACAGGAGAAUUCUUCGAGCAACGCAAAGAAAGCGAAUCAGAAGAAAAGUCUUGUUUCAGUCACAGAUGUAACUGCCAACGCGCAGGCUAUGCAGGCUUGUAAAUCACCUCUUACAUGUCAGGAAUGCGGCCAGGGUUUUUCUUAUUACAAGAGUUUUGAGAAGCACCAGAGCAAAUGUUCCAAAAGAAGUCCUCGAAGGAAAAAGCGAACAAACGCCAACCAUUUUGUUAUCAAUGCCUGUAACUUCCAGUCAGCUAACAAAACCAAUGACAGCUGCGCUGAAACAAGCUCUGAAACAAAGGAAAGUAAAACUGAAACAACUCCAAACUCUACAGACUGUGCAGAUGACUCCCAGACUAAGUCUUGCACCAUCAAGUGCACCAUGUGUGAGAAGAACUUUUCAGAAAUUGUCCUCCUGAAAAGACAUUAUUCCAAGUUACAUAAAAUCAGAGGUUCAUACCCUUGUCCAUUGUGUAAGAGAACUUUUGUGAGGCUAUGUGAAUUGGUUCGACAUCAGCAGAACAAAAAACUGUACCAGUGCGCUGCCUGUAAGAAAUGUUACACAAAGCCAGGGCUACUGAAUGAUCAUGAAAAAGUUCAUACUGCAAGUGUAACACCACGCAUUUGUGAAACAUGCGGAAAAGGCUUCAAAUCUCUCGCUUAUCUGAUUCUGCACCAGAGCAAGCAUAGAGAACGACAGCCUAGUGUUUGUUCCUACUGUGGUAAACAGUUCAGCACCAAAGACUGCCUGAGAGCGCAUAUGGUGAGGCAUACAGGUGGGUACCCAUGCCCAGUAUGCGGAAAGAAAUUCUAUCAAAAAACAUACCUUAAAUGGCAUCUGUACAAACACACAGGGCACGAGCCGUACCUCUGUGACACGUGUGGAAAAGGCUGGCCGAGUGCAGCUCAGCUCAAGCUUCACAUGAUUCAACAUACGGAGGAAAGGCCGUUCAAGUGUGAAGACUGUGGUGUGUGUUACAAGAGGGGAUCGCAUUUGAUGGCUCACCGUAGAGACAAGCACAUCAGGUUGCGGCCAUUUGUGUGUGAGGUUUGCAGCAAACCCUUUCGAUUAAACAAUGAGCUGAAAAAGCACAUGAUGGUUCAUACAGGGGAGCGGCCAUUCAUUUGUCCAAAAUGUGGCAAAUCAUUUACAAGAAAAACUCGGCUAAGGGAGCACAGAGAAAAGGCGUGUCUGUAGCUUCAUGCUAUUUGCGGACUUGUCCUGUCCUAAACUGUCCAUGAUUCAUGUACUCUACUACAGUCCACCAAUAAGCCUGGUAGAUACAGUAUAUUCUGUCAUCAGUAAUGUCUCACUGCUGUAUAUGUGUGAUGCUUUUUUUAAUGAAGCCACAGAUUUGUUAAUAAACCACAACAUUUUUGCCUGA